Messenger RNA from Botrytis cinerea B05.10, 1909 nucleotides. RefSeq lists its product as hypothetical. Bases 167 to 1621 code for a protein of 484 amino acids. Lineage: Eukaryota; Fungi; Ascomycota; Leotiomycetes; Helotiales; Sclerotiniaceae. The transcript is spliced from 4 exons. The record is from RefSeq and is a predicted model, not a curated record.
GUCAUAUAUCUAUAAUACACUGGAGAGACUCUAAGAUAUUAUUCCGUUAACGGCUUGCGUUUCCUUAUCGGCGGUCCAGGAGAGAUCCGAAAGCCGUUGCUGACAUAUAUUUCCUUUUUGGGAAUGUACCUAGUUUUCGUCUUCUCAACCUCGAACAUCUACAAAAAUGGCUUCUGGCCCUCCUCCUGCAAAUCCAGAUAGCCUCAAGGAUGUUGCAAUCGACAACAAAUCUACAGAAUUACCAUCAGUUCAGCAUCAGACAACCCAAUUAGAAGAUGCCCUAACAUCCCACGUUACUCCACAUACAACUCCUGGAAGCGUUACGAAGCAAGGUCCCACCAUUGAAGAUCUUCCAAAUGAACUUCUAGUCAAUAUCUUCAGUCAUCUGGAUAUCGAACCUCCGUCAUAUUCCCAUACGACACUUCAUGAUGAGCCAACCUUGGAAGUUACAAGCUCCGAGAUCCAAGACCUCAAGAAUUGUUCUCUAAUUUCGAAGCGAUGGAGACAAGCAACCUUGCGUUUGCUAUUCAAACAUACACGAUAUAUCUUGAAAUAUUCAGAAGAUGACUAUAGACCAAUCCUCAAUGAUUUAACAGGACCGUUCCGUCAAUUUAUUCGUAAAGAAUCUUUUGCCGACAUCGUGUCAAGCUUCGCCUUGGUAGUUCGGGAGAAAACGAUAUCAAAUUGUCAUGAUGGCCGACCUCGACUAUGUGAAUUUGACGGUUUUUGGAAACGACUCUUUAACACGAUUGAUCCGUCAACCGUGUUGAUUGCUGCGCCUGUUGAGGCUCUUGCUUCUUUGACUUCAGCUACUAUUAAUGAUGUGGAUUCGUGGGUUUUUGACGUUGAUUGUCACUAUUUGCGAUUGCAAAGACCCGCAUCCAAAGAAAUAAGUCUUACGGAAAUUGAUGUUUUGCCUGAAGAAAGUGGUUCCACCAGUCCAGAUCCUUCAAUUCCUGGGACAUCACAAAACCCAGAUUCUACUUUUGACGAUCGGUUGCAUUAUGUUUGUCCUUUGGGUCGUGUUUGUGCCAAGUCCUCUGAAUUCUUUCAAAUUAGACCUUGGACAUCCUUAAUCCUAAAUGAAGGAUCAAAUUUAAAGGCUUUCAAGACAGAUUUGUGGUGGGAAUUGGAGACUCCAUCUAUACUGCGAAAUCUUGUCGGAACUCAAUCAGGUACUCUACCUUUGAUUAAUCCUGGCAUUCGUUCCAUGAGAUAUAUUGCUAUAUUUCCAAUAACGGCUCAAUUCGAAUAUCUCGCCCAAGGAUUACCAAGACUGGAUCAUUUGUAUUGUCAACUGGUACCGCGAAAUGAUGCUCUAGAAGAUGAAGAACUAAUGAAGAAGAUUGAUGUGGAUGAUCUUUGGAUGGAGAGAAAUAAUUGUUACGCUCAAUUGAUGCGAGAAAUGUUCAAUAAUCCGCCUGAAGGCAAUUACAGAUAUCUGAAGACCUUCGAAUCAGGAGAUGCUGCAGAUACAGAUGCUUGGCAAAUGGCAGUAGAGUUCGUGAAGCGAGCUGGAGGAGGGUGGAAGAUAACAGGUGAUGGGGUAUUCGAAAGAGAUACGGGGAUUGAAGAUAGUUCGUCUGAUGCACCAAACGCUUCGCCAUUGUUAGUCACUUGAGGGAGUUUGAGAGGAAAAGCUGAUCAAUAUUAGUCCGGACCAACUGUAUAGAUGGGCAUGGAAUGGGUUAACCAAUGUACCUGUUUCACCGAUACUAUGGUAUCGAUAAUUGGUGUUGAAAACGUGAGGUGUAUUGAAUACAUGGAGAACAGAGAAGGAUAUAGGAAGAAGGAUAUUUAAUACUACGGCCCAUGAGUAACAGAGGAACAAUCAUCGGCAUCAAGAAUCAGUGAAUGGAUAGGAUCUAUAGAAAUUUAUCACACACAAUAUCAAACCGUACAAAUGUUA